AAGGCUCCUGUCUGUUCCUCUGGUGCUGGUAUUUGCCAUUUUGAGAGAAAGGCAAAAAUAAUUAUAUUACUGUUCCUUUUGUAUGAGGCUGAUUAGAUACAGAAAUAUGAAUUGUAAUUCUUAAUGUUUAGUUUCUGAAUAAGGUUAGUUUUCACUUCUCACAAACACAGUUAUUUCUAAUGUCCGAGAAACUGGACGAGUUAUUUCUGACAUCUCUCAUCUUCAUAUAUAUGGUUUACCAUGGUAAUUAAAAUUACUGUUGCAGGGGAGAAUGUUACCAUAAGUGUAUUUUUAAAGAAUAUGCUUUACUUGUGAAUAAAAUAUCAGAAUGUUUAUAUGAUUGGAGGUAACAUGCAGGAUUAAAUAAUCUGUGUUAUAGACAUUUCCUUCAGGAAAAUGUGCAGGUUUUCCAUAUCAUCUAACAUAAUGAGUGAUUAUGAGUAGGAAGUAUUUUAAGCUAAGUAAAGUUAAAUGUAUUCUAAAUUCAGAUGUAUUUGGUCUCUUAGAUAAGRAGUGAGACAAACUUGGAUCAUUAUGUAUUAAUGUAGGCCAAAAUAUCCUCUUUCCUGUUUUAGGGAGCUGUGGGAUUGAAGAGCUUUUCUUUGAAGCAAGUCUACUGCUUCUACAGCCUUCCAUCGUCACGUGCAGUUGAUGAUUUCCCUUGAAGUACUUUCCUGAAGAUACUGACUGCAGGCAAGGUGUAAUUGUUUGUAAAACAUGUUAAAAAUUCAGCAGUGUGUGACAGCCACGAGGAUGCCCAGGAAAAGACCRUAUAUUUGCGACAUCUGCUAUAAACAGUUUGAAACUCCAUCCAAAUUAGCCAGGCAUUAUCUGAUACAUACUGGUCAGAAGCCAUUUGAAUGUCAUGUGUGCCAUAAGGCUUUCAGACAGCUAGUCCACCUGGACAGGCACCAGUUAACCCACAACCUGCCUUUUAAGUGUAUUGUUUGUCAUAGAAACUUCAAAAACUUGAUCACUUUCUUUAAACAUCAGCAGCUUCAUAAUGAAAAUUACCAGAAUGAUAUCAAGCAAGAAGAAUCUGAGGGUUCAAAGCCAGAUAAUGGCUUUUGUGACAUAUUUCAAUGUUCUGUGUGCUGGAAAUCUUUUAUGUCUGAGGAGAGGUGGAUGCUGCAUCAGUGCCCAAAGGCAGAUCAUCUAUUUAGUACCAGAAUGAGAAAGAUAACUCACCCUUGUGAAUCAUGUAACAAGACAUUUCCAUCAAGAUCUAAACUACAAAGACACUUUCUUAUUCACACUGGCCAGAAACCUUUUAAAUGUUCUUCAUGUGGUAAAUCUUUCAGGCAGUCAACACACUUAAAAAUCCACCAGCUCACGCACACAGAAGAACGGCCUUUUCAGUGUUGUUUUUGUCAGAAGAGGUUUAAAAUACAGAGCAAACUCAUCAAGCACAAACUGCUCCAUGCCAGAAAUAAGACUUUCCCCGCUAUUACAUACAAAGCAAAGAAUCCUGAUCGUUCCAGGCCGCAGGUUUUGUUGGAAGGAGAGAGGGAUAAUUUGGAGACUGCUGUGUCCAAAGAGCCCGACCUGCAUUACGCUCACUCYAUAUACAUUGUUCCCUACCAGUGCUCCAUGUGUGAGCAGUGCUUUGAAACGGAACGGGUUCUAAAUUUGCACAAAUGUUUUUAUCCGAGUACCGACAAAAGUUCGAGUAAGCGGCCCGCAGCUUGCAGGCGCAAGGUCGGCGUGAAAAAUAAAAUAACGAUGAAGCUGAAGUGUGCGGGAGAAAAGACAUCAAAUUCUUCUGUGCCUGAGAGAAAAAGAAUUGAACCAAGUCACCUGAAAAGUCGGGAGCUGAUUCCGGCGAGAGAUCAGUGUUGUGAUCAGAAUGCUGCUCCUAAACCUUUCAAGGAUUGCCACAGUAAGCUUGUCAUGCACAAGGUGAUGAGCAGUAAGAAAAGAAGAGUGUUUCCUUUGUCCUUACCUUGGCAAGAACCCCUGGAACCUCCUGAAUUAGGAAUUCAUGCCAAAGACCUGCAUGCGGGGGAAGGAAUGCUCAACAUGGAUGAGGCAGUGUGUAAGGAAGGUAAUGCUUUUUAUGGUUUAUCACAUGAUGGUUUCUUUGAUAAUCCAGAAAUACUUCACUGUGCUUUUUCAACUCCUACUAAAAAUAUAUUUGAGAGACACAAAGUGUGCAAAUGUGACAGAUGUGAAAAAAUCUUUCCUUCCUCCUCCAAGCUUCAAAGGCAUUAUCUUAUACACACGGGACAGAAGCCCUUUGGCUGUAAUGUUUGCGGGAAGACAUUUAGACAGUCAGCUCACUUAAAGCGACAUCAGCUCACCCAUACUGAAAAGAGACCUUGUAAAAGACCCAUUUGCCAGGUGAGAUUUGAAAAUCUGAACCAGCUUUUCAAUCAUCAGGAAGAUCACGCUGAAUUUAAGCCUCCUCAGCCCGUGGGUUAUUCUCCGACACCUUCACAGGCGUCUGGCUUCCAAGAUUUCGAGCUGACUCAGUCAAACCAAGCGGCUGAAAUCAAAGUUGAAAUGGAGUCUGGGGACUGUGUUGGUGCCAGCAGUAGAAACCCACAGCCCUCUUUGCCCGGCGAGCCGCUGGAAGCGGAGCAGAGCUUUUACCGUUGUUACGAUUUUCCCGAAAGCACAGAGAAAAGUAAUGUUAUUAAGAAGAAGUUAUAUCAUUGCAGCCUUUGCUUUAAAACUUUUAAAUCUCCUUCUAAGCUUGAAAGACAUUAUCUGAUGCAUGCUGGACAUAAGCCAUUUGAAUGUUCAGUUUGUGGUAAAACUUUUAGACAGGGCUCACAUUUGAAAAGGCAUCACCUUACUCACCUUAAAAACAGCUGAAAAAAAAGUCAGUUCAGCUGAGUAGGAGAGUAACCAYCAGAGACUUUUUUUUUUUUUAAUCAAAAAUGGAUAGUGUUGCAUUGUUACAUGUGUAAAACUUUGGUUACAUAAUUAGCAAAAGGCUUCUACUGACUGCAAUGCCUUCUCUCUUAUGGUACAGACAUGGCCUGAUAAAAGUUCUUUUACUGGCUUUAAAACCAUCCCUAGAACAGUCCACCUGAUGUAAUUUGUGAUAUAUCUGAAAAUAGAGUAGUAAAAAGUAACAAAAAAGCAUUUUGCAUUUCUUCUACCUUCCUCCAUGUUGCAAACCAAAGCACUUGCUUUGUUUAGCUCGUGCUUGUGGUAGAGUGUAUGUGUACAGAAGUACUAAGGUUUCUGAUCAAUUCAUUCCUUUCACCACUUCAUUAUUUCUACUUCCUAAUAUAGUUGCUGCCUCUUCUAGAUUUUUGGGCAGUUCACAAAAUACUGACGCAUUUUGCUGCAAGAGGACAAGAAAUAAGCAUUAGCAUCAUUGCACACACUGUCUGUUUACGGAGCACUGAUCGGCUUUCCUUCUAGUGCACAUUGUGCAUCAGUUACUGAAACAUUCUAAGAUGUGAUAACUGUGACACACAGUUUUGUCAGGAAGUCAUGUUCUCAUUACAUUAAAUGUAAGAAACUAAAAUGACAUUUAGGUCAUAUUAGUUCCAGUUUGUAUUAAGAGAAGCUGUAGGUAUGUUUACUUUCUGGUAAGUGGGGAGCCUUUCCUAUUGUGCCUGUGGGAGUGGCAACAGCARUAAAUUCAGUGGAACUUUAUUCGUUUUUAGUAAGAAGUUUGAUUCUUGUCCUGUUUAAAAAAAACCCACCUUUGAGUAUGUUUUACACUGUUGGCAACUUCUGAGGUAUUGAAACAGAAGUUUUCAAUUCUAUGCCUAAAUUAACAUAACUAUAAGAAAGAUGGCAUUGUUUUCACUAUUUAAAUAGGUCCSUAUUUAUUUAAGGAAACUGUUUUUGACAUUUUAACUUUUUGAAGUGAUUUACCCUUUUCUGUGUGUGUGACAUAAGCUCUGUAGUAUUCAGUAUAAAUGAAAUGACAGUUGAAGGGAUUUCUUAAAUUUUAUUUUCAUACCUGUGAUUCUUUCCCAUCUUCAGAGAGAUUAAAAACAGGAAAGAUGCUUGGAAAGAGUCUGUAGUUACUGUGAUCUUGGUAUGACAGGCUAAYUCAGUAUCUAAGAUUGACUGUAGCUCAUACACUGACAUUUUUUUAUCUCCCUACGUGAAUUGUUUCAUAUUGAAAGAGCAAUGUAUAAAAUGUUUUGAAGGUGUACUGUAGAGCUCUUCUAACAUACUUGUAAUAAACUAUUUUAUUUAUAUUGUACUUUUAUUGUACAUUUAAUGUGCAAAGUAGAGUUUUGAAACGGCAUAGCAUUCAAUGUGCAGAAGAGUUGAAGACUAGCUGUCAAAAUAACUAACAAACAC
Nothoprocta perdicaria is the source of this 4275-nucleotide messenger RNA. RefSeq names its product zinc finger protein 770 (gene ZNF770). Bases 718 to 2817 code for a protein of 699 amino acids. The transcript has a single exon. Gene Ontology annotation, biological process: regulation of transcription by RNA polymerase II. NCBI's taxonomy places the organism in Eukaryota, Metazoa, Chordata, Aves, Tinamiformes, Tinamidae. Gene Ontology annotation, molecular function: DNA-binding transcription factor activity; RNA polymerase II cis-regulatory region sequence-specific DNA binding. The record is from RefSeq and is a predicted model, not a curated record.